This is a messenger RNA of Hypoxylon fragiforme, 1812 nucleotides long. RefSeq lists its product as uncharacterized. The record is from RefSeq and is a predicted model, not a curated record. The coding region runs from base 1 to 1812 and encodes 603 amino acids. The transcript is spliced from 5 exons. NCBI's taxonomy places the organism in Eukaryota, Fungi, Ascomycota, Sordariomycetes, Xylariales, Hypoxylaceae. Gene Ontology annotation, molecular function: RNA binding.
AUGCCCAUCGGGGUCUUCUUGCAGGAACCGAAAUAUGGCGGCUCCUGGGCUGAUGAAGUUGAGGACUCAUACGGUUCUCAGCCUUUGCCUUCCUCAACCGCUGAUCGACGAACUGGAGGAUAUUCUAGCUACGGAGGUCAAACUAAUGAUCGAGGCUUCUCUAUUCGUGAUCGUGAUUCCUACUCUCAGGGUCCCGCUCAGCUCCCAACCAAGCCUCCCUACACCGCUCAUCUGGGCAACUUGUCCUAUGAAGCGACCACUGAAUCCGUUACCGAUUUUUUCGAGGACUGUGAGAUUACUAGCGUCCGAAUUAUUGAGGAUCGUAUCGAGCAACGUCCGAAAGGCUUCGCGUAUGCAGAGUUUGCAAAUGUUGAAGGUCUGAAGAAGGCCCUAACCCUCGACGGAACUAGCUUCCAGGGCCGGAUGAUCAAGAUUAAGAUCGCUGAUCCCCCCAAGGAUAGAGACAACCGUGGCGGUGCCGGCGGCGAGUCGGCGCGUGAUCUCAGCAGCUGGGAACGAAAGGGCCCCUUGGCAGAUCUCCCAGGUCGUAGUAACGAUCGACGUCCUGCCGAGUUUGGCGAACGACGAGGACCUAACUUCCGUGACCGUGAGCGUGAUGCACCUGUUGACGACGGCAAAGUCCGUGAUUUUGGCAACUGGGAGCGCAAGGGCCCAUUGUCACCACUACCUCAGGCUGAACGAACUGGAGGAGGCUCUUCAGGGUCACGAGACAACAGCCGUCCGCGAUCCAAUGAUACCAACCGAGGCGAUGGCUUUCGAAAGGAUCGCAGAGCAUCACCUGCUACCUGGGGCGAAGGCCGUCAAGAGGGCUCCCGGCCCCCUAGAGAAUUCAAAGAUAAGCCCGAACGCGCGGAACGCGUUCCUACUGCGGCAGAACGUGACAACCAGUGGCGCAGCAACAUGAGACCUGAUCGAACUGUCAAGUCACCCGAGCAAUCUCGUGAUGGAAGCGAGGCGCCCCCUUCCCCCGCCGCUGCCCCAGCCGCUCCUACAGGCCGCCCCCGGCUCAACCUUCAGAAACGUACUGUGUCCGAGGCUCCAGAUGUCGUAUCCCCUGGAUUACCCUCUGCAAGCGGCGAUUCGAAAGCGAGCCCAUUCGGCGCUGCUCGUCCUAUUGAUACGGCAGCAAAAGAACGUGCGGUCGCAGAGAAGCGUGAGCGAGCCUUAAAGGAAAAGAAAGAAGCAGAGGAAAAGGCCAAAGAAGAGCGACGCCUUGCUAAGGAAGCUGCGGCAAAGGAGGCUACAGAAAAGGCGGAGAAAGCUGCCGCUGAUGCAGAGAAGGCCACGGCAGACCUGAAGGCGUUGAAGGAGCAAAAAGCAGAGAAGGCUGCGGUCGAGGCCAAGGAAGAACUCAAGGAAGAGCCUAAGGAAGAGCCCAAGGAAGAGCCCAAGGAAGAGGCCUCUCAGAAUGGUGGUGCUUCAGAGCAGAAGGCGCCGAUCAAAGCUAAGGAGAACGCUCCGACCCCCAAAUCUAGGGCAAACGAGAGCGGCAACUGGCGAACGUCAUCAGAAAAAACGCAACAGGGUGGUCGCGGUGGAGGGUAUGUGAAUGCCGCGCGAGGCCGUGGCGAGGGUCGAGGACGUGGUGGUGCUCGUGGAGCACCUCGAGGCAACAAUGAAGGAAGACCUCCCCGAGCAAAUGGGAACGCUCCCGCCUCUACUCCACAGCAGCAGCCUGCGCAGGUUCAGUCUCCUACGCCUGAGACUGAGGCUGCUCCAACACAGGAUCCUGAUGGAUGGACGAUGGUAUCUAAGGGAAACACCAAAGGCGGCCGUCGUGCACGCGUCUAG